Molecule: messenger RNA, 6757 nt
Organism: Phodopus roborovskii (desert hamster)
Lineage: Eukaryota; Metazoa; Chordata; Mammalia; Rodentia; Cricetidae
Gene: Pitpnm3
Product: PITPNM family member 3
Exons: 20
Coding region: 200-3124 (974 amino acids)
Biological process (GO): phospholipid transport
Cellular component (GO): cytoplasm
Molecular function (GO): metal ion binding; phosphatidylcholine intramembrane carrier activity; phosphatidylinositol transfer activity
Source: RefSeq, a predicted model, not a curated record
GCGGCGCGGCCGCCGCUCGGCGCCUUUAAGGGAGCGGGAGGGAGAGGCGAGUCGGCGGCGGCUGCGGUGGCGGCGGCCGAGCAAGCGGGGCGGGGGCGCGGGGCGCGGCGCGCACGGAGAGUCCGCUCCGGCCGGAGGUGCCCGGGCCCGGCCGGGAGCGAGCAGCGCCGGCAGCGCAGCAGAACCGGCCGCCCGGGACAUGGCCAAGGCGGGCGGCGCAGGUGGCCCUUCCCCGGGUGGCAGUGCCCCCUGGCACCUUCGGAAUGUCCUCGGUGAUUCAGUGGAGAGUUCAGAUGAUGAAUUCUUUGAUGCUAGAGAGGAGGUGGCUGAAGGUAAGAAUGCCAUCCUUAUUGGAAUGAGCCAGUGGAGUUCCAAUGACCUGGUGGAGCAGAUUGAGACCAUGGGAAAGCUGGAUGAGCAUCAAGGAGAAGGGGCCGCAGCGUGCACAUCCAGCAUCUUGCAGGAGAAACAGCGAGAACUAUAUCGGGUGUCCCUUAGAAGACAGAAAUUCCCAGCCCAAGGAAGCAUCGAGAUCCAUGAAGAUGGCGAGGAAGGCUGCUCACAGCGUUCCUGCAAGACACAUGUCCUCCUGCUGGUGCUGCAUGGGGGCAACGUCCUAGACACCGGCUCUAGCGACCCUUCCUGUAAGGCAGCUGACAUUCACACCUUCAGUUCUGUGCUGGAGAAGGUCACGCGCGCCCACUUCCCUGCUGCCCUGGGCCACAUCCUCAUCAAAUUUGUCCCUUGUCCUGCCAUCUGCUCGGAGGCUUUCUCACUCGUCUCUAACCUGAACCCCUAUAGCCACGACGAGGGCUGCCUCAGCACCAGCCAGGAUCACGUUCCCCUGGCUGCCCUUCCCCUGCUGGCCAUCUCCUCUCCACAGUACCAGAAUGCUGUUGCCACUGUCAUCGAGCGGGCCAACCACAUCUAUGGAGAGUUUCUCAAGUCCUCAGAUGGGAUUGGCUUCAGUGGGCAGGUGUGUCUCAUCGGGGACUGUGUGGGCGGCCUCCUGGCUUUUGAUGCCAUCUGCUACAGUGCGGGGCCCUCAGGGGACAGCCCUGGCAGCAGCAGCCGGAAGGGGAGCAUCAGCAGUACCCAGGACACCGCUGUGGUUGAGGAUGAGGACUGUGAUCUGGCCAGCAGCAAGCGUCUCAGCAAGAGUAACAUUGAUGUAUCCAGUGGAGUGGAGGAUGAGGAGCCCAAGAGGCCAUUGCCACGGAAACAGAGUGCCUCCUCCACCUAUGACUGUGAGGCCAUCACCCAGCAUCACGCCUUCCUCUCAAGCAUCCACUCCAGUGUGCUGAAGGAUGAGGCCGAGGUUCCUGCAGCUGGGACACCCCAGGUCUCUGAGGUCAGCCUGGGUCGCUUUGACUUUGACGUGUCUGACUUCUUCCUCUUUGGCUCACCCCUGGGCCUGGUCCUGGCCAUGCGGAGGACAGUGCUGCCUGGGAUAGAUGGUUUUCAGAUGCGUCCUGCCUGUAGCCAGGUCUACAGCUUCUUCCACUGUGCCGAUCCCUCCGCCUCACGUCUUGAGCCACUGCUGGAGCCCAAGUUCCACCUGGUGCCGCCUGUCAGCGUGCCUCGCUACCAGAGGUUCCCCCUGGGCGAUGGACAGUCUCUGCUGCUUGCUGAUGCCCUGCACACCCACAGCCCCCUAUUCCUGGAGGGCAGCUCCAGGGGAAGCCCCCCGCUUCUGGAUGCCCCUGCCUCGCCCCCUCAGGCCCCAAGAUUCCAGCGCCCAGAACGGAGACUAAGUGAAGGCAGCUCCCACAGUGACAGUUCAGAGUCUUCAGACAGCCUGGCACCUAUGGGAGCCUCCCGCAUCACAGCCAAGUGGUGGGGAACCAAGAGGAUUGACUAUGCCCUGUACUGCCCCGAUGUCCUCACCGCCUUCCCCACUGUGGCCCUGCCCCACCUCUUCCACGCCAGCUACUGGGAGUCUACCGAUGUGGUCGCCUUCAUCUUGAGACAGGUGAUGCGGUAUGAGAGCGCAAGUGUGAAGGAGAACACUGGCCUGGACCCCACGGCUCUGAGCCCCACUAACCCCCGUGAGAAGUGGCUGCGCAAGCGGACCCAGGUCAAGUUGCGGAAUGUUACUGCAAACCACCGUGCCAAUGAUGUAAUUGCUGCUGAAGAUGGCCCCCAGGUCCUGGUGGGGCGCUUCAUGUAUGGCCCUCUUGACAUGGUGGCUCUGACUGGAGAGAAGGUGGACAUCCUGGUGAUGACAGAGCCAUCGUCAGGCCGCUGGGUCCACCUGGACACAGAGAUCACCAACAACAGCGGCAGGAUAACCUACAAUGUGCCCAGGCCUCGGCGCCUGGGUGUUGGUGUCUAUCCUAUAAAGAUGGUGGUCAGGGGUGACCAGACCUGUGCGAUGAGCUACCUCACGGUAUUGCCCCGGGGCAUGGAGUGUGUUGUGUUCAGCAUUGACGGAUCCUUUGCAGCCAGUGUGUCUAUCAUGGGAAGUGACCCCAAGGUUCGGCCAGGUGCAGUGGAUGUUGUUCGGCACUGGCAGGACCUGGGCUACAUGAUCCUGUACAUCACGGGACGGCCGGACAUGCAGAAGCAGCGGGUAGUGUCGUGGCUGUCCCAGCACAACUUCCCACAGGGCAUGAUCUUCUUCUCCGAUGGACUGGUACAUGACCCGCUGAGGCAGAAGGCCAUCUUCCUUCGCAACCUCAUGCAGGAGUGCUUCAUCAAAAUCACUGCUGCCUACGGCUCCACGAAAGACAUCUCUGUCUACAGUGUGCUGGGCCUCCCUGCAUCCCAGAUCUUCAUUGUGGGCCGGCCCACCAAGAAGUACCAAACCCAGUGCCAGUUCCUGAGUGAAGGCUAUGCUGCACACCUGGCGGCACUGGAGGCCAGUCACCGCUCGCGCCCCAAGAAGAAUAACUCACGCAUGAUCCUGCGCAAGGGCAGCUUCGGGUUGCAUGCGCAGCCGGAGUUUCUGCGCAAGCGCAACCACCUGCGCAGGACCAUGUCGGUGCAGCAGCCGGACCCACCGGCCCCCAACCCUAAGCCCGAGCGGGCACAGAGCCAGCCCGAGUCCGACAAGGACCACGAGCGGCCACUGCCUGCGCUCAGCUGGGCGCGUGGACCCCCCAAGUUCGAGUCGGUGCCCUGAGGGGUAGGCGGUGCUCAGAACAGUGGGGGCAGCUAGUCAGCCUGCAGGGAAGGGAAGGGUUGCCUUCUCCCUGACACAGGCGUUUUCCUGCUUUUUCCCUCCCGUGUCUGUCCAGCAGUGUCCGACCAGAGCAGGGAGGGACCUUGCCCUGACAUUGGGGAGCUAGCUCUCUGGGCUGCGAUAGGGUGAAAUUUAUUUCCCCAUGCCUGUGCCCACAAGCCGGAGUCAGGAGUGAUGUGUGAGUGUGACCCUUGGGCCAAGCCUGCCUGUACCCAGUGUUUGGGUAAAGCCGGCCAUCUUUUCAAGUCCCAAGGUUUCUGUAGUCGCACUAGGCAGGCUCAAACCAGAAAAGGCCCUAGCGCUGGGCACAUGGCCGGACAAGUGUUUGUCCCUAGCAGCUUGCAGGUGCAGCAACUUGACUGUGUGUAGAGGAGUGAGUGGCAUUUGCACCUGCCCUCCUUGUGAUAUCUGGGGCCCCACUCUGGGGCUGGCUGUCUUGUGACACAGUGGGAUCACUUUAUGGGAGAGGACAUUCCCUGGGUUCAAUCUAUGUAUGUGGAGUCUGUCCACAACCCUGGGGACCGGGUCUGGUGCUGACUGUCUGUCUUGCAGCUGUCCUUUGUUCCCCUUCUUGUUCUCAGUAUCUUUAUUCUCCUGUGGCCCUUGAAGACAGAUGUCCCUCUUCCUUGAGUCUUGUCUUGUGCAUUUCCCUGAGGGGCUACAGCCAUGGACCCUGGCCUGAGUUGGUCUGGCUGUGUGCCCUUGAGUCUGUAGCAUAUCAUUUCUGGGCCCUGCUUUUUUCUGUAACUAGAAGGGGCCUCCUGGCUGAGAUGGGUCCUGGGUUUGACUCUUAGGCUGUCCAGCAUUUCUGCUCUCUGGGGCUUUGCAGAAGGCCCAGUGAGCCUCCUCCUCAUCCCAUCCCUCCCCACCCUGGGAGAGAGAUUCUGAGGUGCAGCUGAAAGGGAGCCCAGACCUCAGAGGAAGGAAGGUACUACUUUCUGGAGAAUAUGCUGGUUUGUGUACACUGAGGGAGGGAAACAGAAACCUUUUCCUUCCACCAACAAAGGGGACAUCAUGGCUGCCUCUUCCAUAGCUCUGCUCGAACUGACUUUUUCAUUCUAGGUUUCUGGAAUGCAUAAGAGCUGAGAUCUCGGGUUCUGGAGGUUCAUGGAAUAUUUUUGGCUCAAGCUGUUGUAUUCUCUUCCCUUCCCUGCCUACUCAGUUUGGUUUGAGCCUAGGGGUAGUCAGACCUCUUAGGGUGGCAGGGGAUGUGUCUUUGCUGUCAAGACCCUGGCCUUGGCAUAGUCUGCCCUUGCUCCCUGACCUAGGCUGGUACCUGUUGUAUGGCCACCUGGGUGUCUUAGAACCCCUCGGCUGCCACUGAGGCCAGAGCCAAAUACCUGUGUACACAGCAGGCACUUGUCAGCUCAGUGUCGCUUCUGUUCAAUGUCUACCUCUUGUAGCUCCCAUGCAGCCUGUGGUGGCUGCUGAUGGGGGUGGCUGGCAUCAUGUUUUGAGUCGCCCAGCAAACUGGGUGCCUCUCUUGGGUUGGAGGGGGUGUGGGCUCCCAGUACCCACCCUGUUAUUUCCACUCAAAUGUCUUCUCCAGCCUGCCAGCUCCUGCUCCCUCUGCCCAUCCCAUGCCAUCCUAUCUGCCAGCUCCUCCCCUGCACUAUCAGCACUGCAUUGGGGCAAACUGCGCUCAUCACUGCCAGGGGCCUGCAGAGAGGGCAAGGAGGUAUGGGACCAGCUUUAGCUUCCCGUUCGGACCCGCCUCCUAGAAGUUCAUCCCUGACCCCCCACCAUUCCUUCUAGAAAUCCAUGCCCCACCCACAUCAUUCUUGCCUAUCUUUUGUCACCAGCUCAUAUGGUACAGCCACCUGAGUUGCAGUCCUCUCCCCUGAAUGCUGUGAUUUGAGCUUGGAUAUACCGAUAGAUUCUCUCACAGUCCUAUGUCUCCUCUCAACAGGAGCCACCGAGGCUGACUUUCAAAUGAUAAACGCUUCUUCCUUACCCGAGAACCCCAGGCUGAGUGUAUGUGUGAGUGGGGGACCCCGGGGAGAUUGGAGCCAGUGACAGGGCUCUGUGGGUCAGAGCCAGCCAGAGGCCCCACUCUCUUUUGCUCGAGCCCCACAUUGGGGCUUGGGUGACCCCUUUUGAGAUGCCGCUGGUGUACAGGUGUUGUGACUUCCACCCUAGGAGCUGUGGCCGGCGCGGGUGAAGUAUGCACUCGCUGCUCUGGUGAGUGAACAGCUCAGUAUUGCUUCCUGGCAACUGUACUCCAUGUGUGCUUUCUUAUAGUGCUGUGUUCAGUUAGGUCAGAGACAAAAGGAGCUGAUUCCUAGUGUUCUCCAGAGGAGGGCGCUGUUGCCUCCUCCAGUAGUUCUGUGACACCCCGUCCAGCUGAUUUCUAGCAACCUCUAGCUCCUGGUGUGCCUGCUCUCCAGCUGCUGGAAACAUGUUCCUGCUUGACCAAAGUUCCCGUAUCUGAGUGGCAUGUUUGUUCUUCCCAUGUGGUGGCUGUCCUGACCUGGCUGAGGGAUGCCUGACACCUUUCUUUAUCCCUAGUCCUGUUGUGGGUCGCUGGAGUCUGCUCUUUCAGCCCUCAUGCCCCUCACCCCCCAAAGAUUGACCCUUCCCCGAAGCAUCACAACGUAUUUUUUAAAAAAUAAAUUAUUUUCAUGCAUUCAGACGAACGGCCUUCCUGCCUGGGUGCUGGGCUACAACAACGUAUCCGAACCUCAGUAUUCCUGAGAUUGGGGUGGUUCUCUGAAGGAGGGAAGGCUGUACCUAAUGGUUUUUAAACUGUACUUGGGGCACUUUGCAGCCCAGAGCUGUGCCCCAGAAGUAUCCUGCAGACAAAACAUGGCACCUAUCUAUCUAUUUUUCACUGAGGAAUGGACCCUGCCAGACCAGUGCAUCCAGGUCUGGAGGAGGUGCCACUUUUGCAGGCAUACUCUCCAUCCAGCUCAGGUGAAGCCCCAUCCGGGAGGGGCACCCUGACUGUAGGACCCCGCCUUAAACAACCACUUUCCAGUGGAAUCCCUUGGGGGUUCCAUUCCAAGUGCUCUGGAAAUUAAAAAAAAAAAAAAAAUCCCACUUUCUUUCCCUUCUGGGCUAGGGAGGAGUUUCUUAUACACCCAAGUUAAGUAUUGAGUACAAGUAGCAAAGCCCUGUUGAGCUCUGACCUUGCUGGGAAACUAACAGGGAGGUUGGAAAGAAAAUCAGAACUUGACUCCACCCUGUGGUGGCACAGGAGAGGUGGGGUACACCAAGGAGCACUGUAGGCACAGUGGCUAGUGUGGGACAUGCCCCCUCAGACCCAGACCCACUGUUCUUUUCUGUUUACUCAGUGGUGGCAGCCAGUCUGACCUUGUCUGUGGUCUGCCUGUCCCAGUGUGUAACUUCCAGUACUCUCUGUGAUGGCUGGUUCUGUGCUAGAGGCUCAUUAUAGUCCUCAUGGCUGCCUUGUACAAAAUCCGUUAGAAAAGAGAAUGUAAAAUAUCCAAUUUCUAACAAGACAAAAACAGCAUUAUGGAGUUAAAAGAUUUUUACAAUUGGUCUUGAUUUUGAUGUGAGCUGUUUUUAACUCUGAAACGUUGUCACUUAAAUAAAAACCUUAUUUGCCUUUAA